GAAGUGACGUCAUCGGCCGCCAAUAUGACGUGGUGCACGUGUGUUGCCGGACUCAGAUCGGAGAAGAGUAGACCGUUGAUGGAUAUCGGUCCCCAACCGUCCUUCUAUUAUUUGAGAGCGAAAAGCUUUAAUCUCCGGGCGCCUCAAUAGAAAAAAGAAAAAUGGAAGAAAUCACGUGCGAAGAACGCAUUGUUAUGACACCUACUAAAAAAGGUCAGGGGCACACAAGGAUACGGAUGGAUCGUCAGAAACAGGUCGAUCUGGACAGUAGCAACGUGGUGCACGUAGCCGGAGGCGAUCAUAGGGGAAUAGUCAUUAACAAACAAACUGAAACAGUUAGUUUAACAGAUGAUCCUCCUCAUCUCUCAUUGGAAUUUAAGGUGUUUUUAACAAAUGCAGUGAAUAAUGACCAGACAAAGGAAAGACGAAAGUUGUUAUUCUGGUUCAAGGAGCACAUUUCCGAAAAGGAAAAAAUGCAUAAUGCGCAAGAUUUUUUCAAAGAAUUAAUUAGUCCUUUUGAAUUUCCAAGAGAUUAUGUUGGGUUCAUUAAAAAAAUAAUGAAGUUAAUGCAAAACAGAUAUGUUGAUAUUAAAAGAAUUGAAGUAGAUAUGAAACAACUGGAUUGCAGUAAAAUUGAAUUGCCAAUACAUGCAGAUAUGAUGAAUGACCUUUCAGCACCUUUAAAAGUUCAACUGACAAAAGUAAAAGUCUUAGAAAUGAUUGAAUCAGCUUAUCCUAAUUCUUUAUCUGUGGAAGAUAUGUCCAACACAUUCCAAUGCUCUGAAGAAGAACUGAUUGAUAUUUUAAAUGCACUCAUAUCAACAGGAUUAAUAAAAAAUAUGGGAAAAGGAUUUUAUUCUAGAGUUACACAGAAUGAUACAGAAGUAAAAUUAGUCCGUCAAAUGCCAACUGUUGUCAAUGCUAAGCAGCCAACAAUAGCUAUCAUAACUGCUCAAUAUUGUGAAAAACUUGCUGUUGAUGCAAUGAUUGAAAAUAAAGAUACUUAUGUCAGAUAUAAAACUGAAGGUGAUUCAAAUGUUUAUACUCUUGGAAAUAUUGGAAUGCAUCGUGUAGUUUCUACUAAAUUACCUGCAGUAGGACAUUCUCGAAGUGCUAUGAUUUCUGCAGGAAACACCAUGACUCGACUCCUUGGAAUCUUUCAGAGAGUUGAAUACAUAUUUCUUGUUGGUGUGGGAGGUGGUGUACCUCAUUAUACAGAUUAUUCAAAACAUGUAAGACUUGGAGAUAUUGUAGUUUCUGUUCCAGCAAAGGAUUUAUUGAAAAAGUAUAUUUAUUUAUAUUGUGAAAAAACAUGGAAUUCAGUGGAAAAUGCAUCAAAUAAUCUGUUAACUUCUACCAAAAACUUUAAUAUAAAAACAUGGAAUCCACCUCACAUGCAUUUACAAACAGUUGCACAGAAUUUGUGGGAACAAUACAUUGGAGGAAAUGAUGGUUUUUGUCCAUGGAAAGUUUACAGUGAGGAAGGUCUCAAAGAUUUAAAAAACCAAGAAGCUGACUUUGCUAGACCAGCCGAAGAAAGUGAUAAACUAUUUAUGUGCAUCGGAGGAAAAGAUGUUAUUGAAGUUGGCCACCCCAGCCCACCAGAAAAUUCAUUCGAUCCUCGACAAGCAGGAUUGCCCGUCGUGCACUUUGGAGCCAUAGGUUCGGGAAGGCAUUUAAUGAGAGAUGAUUCCUUAAGACUAGAAUUUGCAAAUCAGAAUGGACUGUUAGCAUAUGACAAAGAAUUCGAUAGCGUUAUUGAAUCGAUACAUGGAAAUCGAAAAGACAACUAUGUUUUUAUAAGGGGAAUUGCAGAUUAUAAGGAUGGUACAGAACAAAAGGAUUGGCAACCUUAUGCUUCAUUAAUUGCAGCUUCAUUUAUGAAGGCAGUUAUUUGCUCUCUAGAACCAUACGAUAAAGAGUAAAUAUUUAAAAACAUGAUCUAUUUUUUAUUAGAACUUAAAAAAGAUAUUGUAAUUAAGAUUAAAAAUGUACAGUGUAUAUAUACAAGGCACAAAUAUACAAUAUGUAUACAAUAUUCAGUAUACAUUUAAAGUGAAACCACUUAGUACUGUUGAUAAAUUAAUAUUGUAAUCUUAAACAAUAUUACAAAAUAUAUGAAAAAUUUCAAUAAAACAAUAUUUUUCCUUUUUCUAUGAUUCAAAAUAUGUAGUUUUUUUAU
This is a messenger RNA of Centruroides sculpturatus (bark scorpion), 2182 nucleotides long. RefSeq lists its product as uncharacterized. The record is from RefSeq and is a predicted model, not a curated record. NCBI's taxonomy places the organism in Eukaryota, Metazoa, Arthropoda, Arachnida, Scorpiones, Buthidae. Gene Ontology annotation, biological process: nucleoside metabolic process. Gene Ontology annotation, molecular function: catalytic activity. The coding region runs from base 162 to 1925 and encodes 587 amino acids. The transcript has 10 exons.